CUUCGUCAUACUUUUUUUUUUCAAUUGUUGUCGUGCCUCCGAUAGCCGUAGGUAUCGAAUCGCGAUCGGGCCGUGUUGUAGAACCAAUUGUCUUGUUCGUCUGAAAAAAAAGAAAGGUAACGGUUCCAACGUCGCGUAAGAACAUUCCUUUCUUUUCUUUUGCCGCGAGAGAUGCAGUUUUUUUUCAUCGUCGCCAUGUAAACGAUCGAGGAGGGUUUCCUCAAGAAGUGCUUCUUUUUUUUUUCGUUCGUCGUGGCCACGUGCUCGCGCACUGUACGUCAACAGUUUCACCGACUUCUGCUCCGUGCAACCGUGCAAGAUUGUAAAUAGUUACCGAGAAGGAGAACGUGUACAAGAAUCAUGCUGAAACAUUGGUUCGAAAUCCACGGCCGGUUUUGCGCCGGGCAUCCCCUGGAGGUGAUCGUGUCCACUUUCACCCUAACGGCAUGCAUCCUGAACAUGGAGACCGGAAAUGGACAGCCACGGGACGAGGCUCUGCCAGUGACUUCGCACUGUCGGGCCGGUAGAUGUAAUUCGGACGAUCUGAACGCAGCCGAUAUUAUAGUAAUGACGAUAAUACGAUGUCUCGCGAUACUCUUCACCUACCAUCAGUUCCGAAAUCUGCAGAAGCUGGGCUCCAAGUACAUUUUAGGUAUCGCAGGCCUGUUCACCGUGUUCUCCAGCGUUGUGUUCACGUCCAGCGUAGUCAAUUUUGGACGCAGCGAUAUCUCGGACUUGAAGGACGCGUUGUUCUUCUUCCUGCUCAUCAUCGAUCUCUCCAAGGCCGCGAUAUUAGCCCAGUUGGCAUUGAGCUCCAGAAGCCAGGAGGAGGUGCGAGCAAACAUCGCUCGCGGCAUGUCCCUCCUAGGACCGACCAUAACUUUGGACACGUUGGUGGAAACUCUGCUAAUCAGUAUAGGGUCUCUGUCUGGCGUCAGAAGACUGGAAAUCCUGUGCGGCUUCGCCUGCCUCGGAGUCCUCGUUAAUUAUAUCGUUUUUAUGACCUUCUAUCCUGCCUGUCUGUCGCUCAUCCUUGAGCUGUCCCGCGGGACGAAUAGCAUGAAGCCUUUGAGCCCUGACAAGAUCUUCAUGAUUCAUCCAUUGAACGAGGAGGAUCAAAAGCCAAAUCCGGUAGUGGAACGCGUCAAGUUGAUCAUGAUCGCUGGCCUAUUUGUGGUACAUGCUAACAGCCGCUGGCCUUUUAAGAACGAUGAAAACGACCACUCGGUGGAAGGCAAGGUUUCACCCACGAAUUCUCGUAUCGUAGCGAACGCUUACAACAAGACGGAGAGCCAGACUGAAGUUAAGGCGUACUUGAUGAACUGGCUGUCGGUCAGCGCGGACAACAUUAUCAUAUUGAUAUUGCUACUCGCGCUGGCGAUCAAGUUCAUCUUCUUCGAGGACAAGGGCGACAUCGCGAAGCAGUUGAGGUUCAAGGAGGAGGACGACACCGAAGAGAAGGCUGAGACCGAGUACACGGAACUCGUAGAUACCGCUGCUAUGGACGUUUCGUUGCGUCAACGGUUCGGAGAAUCUCAUCCCACGAUACGAUCCACUAUUUUUCCUUUGUCCGGGGUUGGCGGUGGAUGGAUCGAGGUAGAAAAUGAAUCGCAGUUGGAAUUCAUCGACAAAGAGGUGCAAACCGACAGCAGACAGUCAAGCGUCGAUUUGUCCAGCAGUAAAAGCUCGUCACCGCAGUCAACGGUUCCUAGACCCAUAGAGGAAUGUCUUGAAAUAUACAAGUCCGAGCUUGGAGCAAGUGCGCUCACGGAUGAGGAAGUGAUCCAGCUAGUGAAACAGAAGCACAUAGCUGCUUAUCAGCUGGAGAAAGCCGUUGGGGAUAUGGAGCGCGGCGUGAAGAUCAGACGACUGAUAAUUGCGGAGGCUGGAAAGUUCGUGGAAGACUUAGUGGAUCUUCCGUACACGGAAUACGACUACUCGAAAGUGUUAGGCUCGUGUUGUGAAAAUGUUAUAGGGUACGUGCCGAUGCCGCUCGGUAUUGCUGGCCCGUUGUUAAUCGACGGUAAGUUCUACCACGUGCCGAUGGCGACUACCGAGGGAUGCCUGGUAGCAUCCACCAAUCGAGGUAGCAGAGCGCUCUUAAAAUGUGGUGUAACGAGUCGUGUGGUGGCCGACGGAAUGACUAGGGGGCCAGUCGUUAGGUUCCCGAAUAUCGUUAGAGCCAGCGAGGCGAUGGCCUGGAUGCAGGACUCAGAAAAUUUUCAAAAAAUGAAGGAUCAUUUCGAUUUAACUAGUAGAUUCGCAAGAUUGUCCAAGAUCCACAUACGUAUCGCUGGUAGACACUUGUUCGUUCGAUUUGUGGCAAUCACCGGCGACGCCAUGGGGAUGAACAUGCUGUCCAAGGGCACGGAGAAGUCACUGCAUACCGUCAAGGAAUAUUUCCCCGAUAUGGAGAUCUUAUCGUUAAGUGGCAACUUCUGUGCCGACAAGAAACCCGCUGCUGUCAAUUGGAUCCAAGGCAGAGGCAAGAGUGUGGUCUGCGAGGCGAUUGUACCCGCUGACGUGGUCACUAACGUUCUCAAAACUUCGGUCCAUGCUUUGGUCGAUGUGAAUAUAAGCAAGAACAUGAUCGGUUCUGCCAUAGCUGGCAGCGUAGGCGGUUUCAAUGCCCACGCUGCGAACAUUGUUACCGCGAUUUACAUAGCCACCGGUCAAGAUCCAGCGCAGAAUGUUGGUAGUAGCAAUUGUAUGACCUUGAUGGAACCCUGGGGAGCCGACGGUACAGACCUAUACGUAUCUUGCACAAUGCCAAGCAUAGAAAUAGGCACCGUUGGUGGUGGGACCGGUCUUCCGGCACAAGGGGCGUGUUUAGCUAUGUUAGGAGUUAAAGGAGCCAACGCUAAUCAACCUGGUGAGAACGCCAGCAGAUUAGCUAGAAUCGUAUGCGCUACAGUACUCGCUGGUGAAUUGUCACUCAUGGCUGCACUGACAGCCGGUCAUUUAGUCAAAAGCCAUCUCAGGCACAACAGAUCAACUACUAUGGUAUCGAACGCAUUGACUGUUCCUCAGACUAAAGUGGGAGAUACAUUGACUGUGCCAAUAAUGCAGCCUGUACAAAAUGUUUGUAAGAAGUUCUUAGACAAGUCUUAGCCUUAAUCGUACAUAAACUGGUUCCGGUUCGAUCUUGCAGUAGAAUCUACGUACGUGACGUCGUACAACUGCUUCAGCGUAAUAUUCCAAAGAAAUAAUGUUUCGUUUAUGUACGUGGAAGAAAAUAUAUACAUAUAUAUAUGUAUGUAUGUAUGUAUGUAUGUACCAAAAAGACAGGGAGAGAGAGAGAGAGAGAGAGAGAGAGAGAGAGAGAGAGAGACAGGGCUAAAGAGAAACGAGAAUAACGUCAAGAAUCUUAACGGAAACACAGUGAUAUAGAUACUAAACUAUAAAAGUACUUCGAAUAUAUUACACGAGAGACUUACGUUGCAGAUAAAGCAUAGAAGUCUUGAAUGCAAUGAAAUGCGUACACUUAUUUUUUGCAAAAGAACUACACAAUUAACAUAAUGGUUGUAUGAAAUUAGCGAUUUGUGCGAGGAUUAUUUUUACGUACAGGAUCAUAUGUUUACAUAGUGCAAUAUUAAUUUGUAGAUAUAGUAAUUUAAUUGGACAGACCGUCAUAAUGUAACAGUAAGAGAUAAUGUAAUCAAGGACAGUACAGUAGUAUAUUGAGUACAAUCAAACCGAUGAAUGUUCUCUAGAAAUAGAGGAAUAUAUACAAAAUUAUGGUAUUGCAUUGCAAAUAAAUAGAUCGAAUUAUGUUGUUUAUUUGCGAAUAUUUCAGUAAUCUAAAAGCUAGACAAGAUCGUUAAAAAUGUAAACGUAUUAUAAUGUACAAAAUUUUAUUUCAGUACAAACGCAUUCAAUUCCAAUGGAAAAAAGUAUUUAAAAAAAAAGGACGAUAAGAAAAAUAUAUAAUAAAUUAAUGAUUUAAAAAAAAUCACAAA
This is a messenger RNA of Megalopta genalis, 3959 nucleotides long. Lineage: Eukaryota; Metazoa; Arthropoda; Insecta; Hymenoptera; Halictidae. The record is from RefSeq and is a predicted model, not a curated record.